AUGGGGAAAAUACUUGAAGAGUCUUCAGAAAGUGUCAGUGCAGUAUUGACCGGAAAUCCACUGGACCCUGAGAACCCCUGCAACCCUUUGACCCUUAAGGACCCCUGGACCCCAAAGACUCCUAAAGGUUCGUGGUCUCCUAAGACCCCCGUCGAAGCCCGUCUCAUUCUCCGCCCGGCCUUCCCCGCAGGAUACCUGUCCCGGUGGGUCUCGUGGUCCGGGAUGAGUGCCACCACGCCCCCAGGGACGCCGUCCAAGGGCACUGCGGCCGAGGGCAUGCCGUCGCUGUCGCCGCAGCCGCCGAGGGCCUUCAAGCCGCGCUCAAGGACGUCCUCGAAGGCCUCCAACGUGUCCGAGCGCGCCAAGGUUACGUACCCGCUCGUACCGAAGCUGCCCGUGCCCCCCCUCGGCCACACCCUCUCGUGGUACCUGACCCACCUGAAGACGGUACUUCGGGAGGAGGAGUACCUGGAGGCGGUCGCGAUCGUGGAGGAAUUCGGGAAACCUGGAGGCGUCGGCGAGAAGGUGCAGGAGGAGCUCAUCAAGAGGCACGACACGAUGGACAACUGGGUAUACGAAUGGUGGCUGGACGACAUGUACCUGAACGUGUCCUUGCCUCUGCCAGUCAACAGUAACCCAGGCAUGGUAUUCCCUCAUCAGAAAUUCGCCUCAGAUGCUGACAUGAUCAACUUCGCUGCCCGGCUCGUCAUCGCGUCCAUCGACAUGAAAGAGAGGAUUGAACUAGGCGACCUGGACGUCGACCGCUGCAGCGCCAGGGAGAAGCACCAGCCGAUGUGCAUGGCUCAGUACAAUCGGGUGUUCUCGUCUUACCGACGGCCGGCGAUCCCCAAGGACAAGUUACUCUCGGUAGGAGAGUUUCAGAAAGAAAAUCAGCACAUCAUCGUUUACUACAAGAAUCACAUCUACCGGGUGGAGGUGGUGGUGGAGGGCGUGAAGAUGACGCUGCAGCAGGUGGUGUCCCAGAUGCGCGAGAUCCUUCGGGAGGUGGACGAGUACGAGGGCUCCGACCCCCCUCCCGUCGGGGUCAUGACGGCGGAGAACAGGCGCACGUGGGCCCAGAGCAGACAGCUUCUGUGCGGAGACCAAGAGAACCAGAAAGUGCUCCGAAACAUCGAAACCAGCGUCCUCCUGGUCUGCUUCGACGACCCGCUGCCCUCGCGCUUCAACCUGACGACGCGGACCAGCCACCGAGCCAGCCUCUCCAAGCGGUCCAGCAGCUUUAACAUGAAUGCCCAGAACUCGGAAGUGACCAUGCGGGACGAGGUCAACGCUGGUCACCAGAUGAUUCACGGAGGCGGUUACAACCACAACACAGCCAACAGGUGGUUCGACAAGACCAUCCAGUUCGUGGUGACGCGCGACGGGUGGUGCGGCCUCUGCUACGAGCACUCGUGCGCCGAGGGCAUCGUGGUGAUCCAGCUGGUGGAGCAGGUGCUGCAGGCCAUCGCCGCCGAGACGCAGCCGCCGCCGCCCGAGGAGGCCGACGAGGAGAGGGCGCCCGGCGAGGGCACAUCCGAGCGGCACGACAGCCUGACGGUUCCCGAAGGACAGGCCUUGCCCGCCCCCGAGGAGCCCGCGCCCUCGCCCACGCGCCUCGAGUGGAGGGUCACGCCCGUCAUUUACAGGAGGAUACAGGAGGCGGCCGACCAUGUGGACAAGCUGGUGGAGGAUCUGGACUUCCGCAUCCUCCGAUACCUCGGCUUCGGCAGGAACUUCAUGAAGAAAGUCAAGUGCUCUCCGGACGCCUUCCUGCAACUGGCUCUUCAGUUGGCGUUCUUCAGGUGCCACGGCCAGCUCACCAGCACCUACGAGAGCGCCAGCACCAGGCGAUACCGCAACGGCCGAGUCGACAGCAUCAGGGCCAACACGCCGAAGGUCCUGUCAUGGUGCGAGGCCAUGGUCAUCAAUGCCCCGAUCGCCGACCGCCUGGCCAAGUUCGACACCGCCAUCGCGCUCCAGACGGACAUAAUGGUCAACAACAUCCUGGGGCGAGGCAUCGAUAUCCACCUGCUGGGCCUGAGAGAGAUGGCCAGGGAAAUGGGACUGUCCACACCCGAAAUUUUCAGCCACAGGUCAUUCCAAGUGUCCAACCACUUCCGGCUCUCCACCAGCCAGGUUCCCACGCUCUCUGACUCCUGGAUGGGAUACGGUCCGGUGGUUCCCAAUGGAUACGGAGCUUCGUACAACCCUCACCCGGACUACAUUGUCUUCUGUCUCUCGGCUUUCAAAUCGUGCGAAGAGACAUCGACUCUGGAGUUCGGCCGCGGCCUCGAGAGGGCGCUCGACGAGAUGAAGUCGCUCUUGGAAACCAGGCUUAAAUAGGCCGAUUUAUCUACGAUGUUCCGUUUUUUUUAAGUCUGCGAUGAAAUGCGCGGAUACGUUUUCUCUGAUAUAAAGGAUGGUUGUUGAUACAUGAAUCCUGUUCACUAGACGAACGCUUGUUAAGGCAAACUAGUCCAGGCAAGUUAGCCAUGUGCCACUAUAUUCUGUCGUGAUCUUGUUACCAAAGAUAUCCAAGAUAUCUAUAAAAUAUAAAAUUUUUACGGAAAAUUUACAAUGAUCACGAAAAAAAUGAGUCAUAUUGUUAGCCAAUGAUCAUUGUCGAAUUUAUACAAAUGGAUCUCGUAUGGAAAUGCACAUAUCUUUAGCUUUAGGGUUGUUGAUAAUUAUAGAAUAUAUGUCCUUGAUAUAUAGUUGGUGUAUCCAGAGUAUGUUGUCCCUGAAAUAUUUCCGUUUUCGUCGUGAGUCUGACCGGGUCACUGUAAGGACUGUCUCUGACCGAGCAAAUGCUGAAUAGUCCUAUAAGAGGAAUGGAUCUUCGUCAUAUUUUUGUAUUCUUUUGAUUCCCUUAAAAAAAAAAAAAAAAAUGCAAUACGAAAAAAAAAAAAAAAACAGGGAGGAAGAAGAAAAACAAAGUGACACUGUAAUACAAGAUAUGUUAGGUUAGUUGUCUAAAUGUUCACUAUGUUUUGCAUAGCUAUGAUUUAUAUCUCAUCCUAUACAUUUUAUUGCAGACUUUGGUAUAUUUCAUCAACGACAUACAAUGGAAGGUCAAAGACAAUAGAUUUUCCGUUUUUAUUUCAGAUUCAGAUUCUUUCAUUAUAUCUGGCAUGGAGUAGAUAAAAGGAAUUAGAAACGAGAUCUGAUCUGAUGACCCUGACCUUAAGAUUCAUCACUGAUAUGACCUUUACUACCCUCUUCCCUCUCCGCGUGCCUGUUUGCUCUCUCUCUCUCUCUCUCUCUCUCUGUCUGUCUGUCUCUCUGUCUGUCUGUCUCUCUCUCUCUCUCUCUCUCUCUCUCUCUCUCUCUCUCUCUCUCUCUCUCUCACGCAUGUUCUUAAAUAUCUUUGUGAUGUGGAGGUUCAUGAUAUUAUGGAUGAUGUGUUUGUCUGAUGUGACAGCGUAAGGAUGAAUCUGGUAUUUAUUGAAAAGACUUGAUAUAGGUAUAGUGCAUACAUAACUAUAUCCAUAAAUACGUAUAACAAUACAUACAUACAUUCAUACUCUGACAUAAAAUCCACCUAUCAAUCUUAUCUAUCAAUUUUAAUGUAUUUGUGUAUGUAUGUGUAUAUAUGUAUACAGAGGAAGUAACAGGUGAGUUCCAGACAAUUAAUCGCUACGCACGGAAUCAAAAUGACCUUUUGGGGUAAAGAUGAAAAGAUAGGGAAGUGAAUGUGCCCUUUCGAAUAUUUGUUUUCCGUUCAAUUCACGUAACAACCUUUUCGUAACUCUGAACCACUGUAUUGAUUUGGGUGAUUAUCUCGCCUAAAGGUUCAGUGGCAUUACUGUGUUAUUCUUGUUAUACAAAGCCGUGUGUUUUUAUUCAAUUUUUAAGAUCAGGUUCUUUCAGAGUUGAUAUUAUUUUUAAAAAAUGAUAGUUGUAAUGCUAAUAAGAACAGUGAUAGUGAUA
Messenger RNA from Penaeus chinensis, 3930 nucleotides. It is a transcript of the gene ChAT, whose product is annotated as choline O-acetyltransferase-like. Gene Ontology annotation, biological process: neuromuscular synaptic transmission; acetylcholine biosynthetic process. Gene Ontology annotation, cellular component: neuron projection; cytoplasm. The transcript has 14 exons. The record is from RefSeq and is a predicted model, not a curated record. NCBI's taxonomy places the organism in Eukaryota, Metazoa, Arthropoda, Malacostraca, Decapoda, Penaeidae. The coding region runs from base 1 to 2343 and encodes 780 amino acids. Gene Ontology annotation, molecular function: choline O-acetyltransferase activity.